Molecule: messenger RNA, 8668 nt
Organism: Phyllopteryx taeniolatus (common seadragon)
Lineage: Eukaryota; Metazoa; Chordata; Actinopteri; Syngnathiformes; Syngnathidae
Gene: ldah
Product: lipid droplet associated hydrolase
Exons: 7
Coding region: 567-1523 (318 amino acids)
Biological process (GO): lipid storage
Cellular component (GO): lipid droplet
Molecular function (GO): lipase activity
Source: RefSeq, a predicted model, not a curated record
UAUGAAGCCGGAAGUCGAAUAAUGACAGGGGUAAAGCCACAGACAUGUACAGUAUAGAUAAAUACGACCCGCACACUUUGAAUUCCGUGCCGGCGUCGACGCGAAACUAGGGAGGUCAAAGUCGUCAGCGCAUUCCACGUGGAUGCCGGUACAUUGUGCUGCAUACGGUUGCGUAAAACGCCGUACAAUUACGGCAAGGGAACUGGAAAUUGACCUACGACUUAAUUUCAGUGUCCAUGCAUUGCCUUCUAUGGGUACAACGACCUCUCCAACAUGGCCGACGUGUAGGCAUGUCGACUAGUCUGGCCACUAUAGCACGCUGGCGCAUAUAGUUUUCAAACCGAUGUCGUAAAUCGGUGAAAAAAUAAGCAAGUUACGACUUGAUUUCAACGUCAAUGCAUUGCCUCUGACGUGCGCGUCGACCUCCCCAACAUGGCCGCCAACGUAGGCACUUCGGUUAGCUUUGGCUACUAAAGCGCGCUGGAUGAUCUAGUCUUCACUCCAUAUCUGUGAGGUACUCCGACGGAUAUCACACCGGAAUCCCAUCUCCCCUUUUCUAAGCUGAGAUGGAAAGUGCAGUGACAGACAGCAGGGAUGAAGCACAAACAGAUUUCAUCUAUUGCUGUGGAGCCAUCACGGAGGUCCUAAGAUGUGGUCCUCCUGACUUGCACACUGGACACAAAGUGCUUGUUUUAGUCAUUCCUGGUAAUCCUGGUUUAGUGGGCUUUUACAGGACCUUCAUACAAACGCUUUAUGCUAUGUGUGGCUGCCACCACCCGGUGUGGGCUGUAAGCCAUGCUGGCCACUGCAUGCCACCUGCAUCCAUGGACAUGGUAGAAGAUGCCUCCUCAACUGCUGAUCUGGACACGUUUGGUCUAAACGGUCAGGUAGAACACAAGCUGGACUUCCUCAGGAAGCAUGUCCCAAAGGAGACAAACCUCAUCCUGGUGGGACACUCCAUUGGCUGCUAUAUCAUUUUAGAGAUAAUGAGGAGAGAUCCCAGUCUCAAGAUUCUGAAAGCUCUCAUGCUGUUCCCAACUAUUGAACGCAUGGCCCUGACUCCCCAGGGCAAGGCCAUUACGCCUGUACUGUGUCAAAUGCGGUACCUCGCCUACCUGUCAAUCUUCCUGCUCUCUCUACUGCCUGAGAGACUCAAAAGCUGUCUGGUCAAAAUGGUUCUUGCUGGCAUUGGCUCUCUGGAUCACUCAGUUGUCCAACCGACUGUAGGCCUACUCAGUGGAGACUCUGCAGCUAAUGCUGUGUACAUGGGGGGUCAGGAAAUGAGGAAAGUUUUGGCAAGAGAUAACAUGACCAUUAAGAGAAACCUUGAAAAGCUUAUAUUUUAUUAUGGAGCAACAGACCACUGGUGUCCUGUACAAUAUUACAAUGAGAUCAAGGAGGACUUCCCAACAGGAGAUUUCAGACUGUGUGAAAAUGGAUUCCGUCAUGCUUUUGUUUUGGAUGCAGGUAAAGAAGUUGCGAAAAUGAUAGUAGAAUGGAUUCAGUCUGAUUUGAGGAUUUGACAUCUUGUAUGUCUCACCUUUGAGAAUUAUUUGUUAAAUGGGCUCAGGAAUUUAAAUGCUAUUUAGUGUAAACGUAAACAUGACUUUAAAAUGUCUAAUUUUUAUGUGGGAAAAAAAUGAUGUAUAUAUGUACAUGAUAUACAGCAUAUCUGUAUAUACUGUAUGUGUGUGUUUUAGGAGUGGAACGGUUCACAAAAUCCAUGGUUUGGUUCAUAUCAUUUUUUUUCGUAAUGGGGUUCGGUAUACGUUGACUCUUAAGAAAAUCAAGUAUGACUUGUAUUUUGUAUUAUUUAAAUUAUUUUCAUUAAUCAGAAAUGUCUGCUCGUCUAUCUAUGCUAGCCGUGUUUAGCAAAGCAAAUUUAUUUAUAUAGCGCAUUUCAUACACAAGGUAACUCAAUGUGCUUUACAUGAUUAAAAGCAUUUAAAAACAAAGAAUAAAAUAAAAAUACAAUUAAAACAGCAUACAUUGCAAGAAAUAUCAUUUAAAAGGGGAAAUGGUCUACAAAGCAUGACAAAAAAGAAGAGUUUUUAACCUGGAAUUAAAAACAUGCACACUUGGGGCUGACGUCACUUCCGUUAGCAACUUAUUCCAUUUGUGUGCAGCAUAAUAGUUAAAUGCUGCUUCACCAUGUUUGUUUUGGACUCUGUACUCCACUAUUUGACCUGAGUCUGUCGAUCUCAGAGCCCUACUGGGUUUAUAUUCCAUUAACAUUUCAUUCAUGUAUUCAGAACUUAAACCGUUUAGUGAUUUAUAGACCAGUAGCAGAACUUGAAAAUCUAUUCUAAAGCUGACUGGAAGCCAGUGUAGACAGUUUAGAAUUGGAGUAAUAUGGUCUGACCUCUUUGUUCUGGUCAGAACCCGAGCUGCAGCAUUCUGAAUGAGCUGCAGCUGUUUAAUGCUCUUUUUAGGAAGUCCAGUCAGAAGACCAUUACAAUAAUCAAGUCUACUUGAGAUAUAAUCAUGGAUGAGCUUCUCCUCGUCUGAUUGGCAGAUGCAAGUCCUUCACUCUGGAUACGUUCUACAAAUGGUAGAGGGCAGUUUAAGUAAUUGAUUUGAUAUGACUGUUGAAAGUCAGGUCGGAAUCUAUCAGUACACCGAGGUUUGGGACUUGGGCUUUGGUUUUUAAAGAGACUGGCUCCAGGUAUUUACUACCAGCAAUUCUCUUUUCUUUAUAGCCAAAAACAAUCAUCUCAGUUUUGUUGUGGUUUAAUUGGAGACAAUUUUGUCUCAUCCAGAUAUUUAUUUAAUUUCAACAUCUUUAGAGAUGACCAGGUCUAACAUGUGACCUUGAGUGUGGGUUGGACUCUUAAUAUGUGUCAUGUAUAGCAGAGAGAUCUUUAGAUUUUUUUUUUCCAUGUUAUUGUCAACAUGAAUGUUAAUGUCUCCAGUCAGUACAAAUAACUGACAGCAGUUCUGAAAAGUCCGCCAUAAAUUUUCUAAAGAUAUUCAAAAGAGCUAAAAUCACCUGCUGUUCUUACGUUCAUCUGGGAUGUUUAUACCGUUAAUGAAAGGCUUUCGAUACAGGUACCUGAUGCCAGUUGCUAGUCUCUUUAAGUGCAGUUUUAGUGCAUAAACAAGCAAGAAAAUAGUAAAAAAAAAAGAAAAAAAAACGUACAGAAGAGGAGCGCUGUAUGCCGCUGAAGCGUGAUUAUGAAUCCCAGUCGAGUACAGUACAAGGCAAGGUGCAUCCUGCUGCAAGAUGAUUGGCUGCUGCAUUGCUGGAAGAGCGUUCUGCCUCGUCGACUACUGAUGUGGAUGUGAACACAAAACCGCAAACGUGUGCCGCUAUCUUGGCGAGCAUUAGCGACACUAUACACCGAACCAAAACAUCAAACCGAACUGUCUGGACGGUUUUCAAAAACUGUUCCACCGCUAGGUUUUGGACAUACAAUAAUUGAUUUUCUUAAGAGUCAAUGUAUAGCGAACAGAACCAUAACCGUCGCCAUAAAACCGAGAUGAACCGAAAUGUGAAUUUUGUGAACUGUUCCACCCACUCAAAAAAAUAGUUAUUUAAUUAUUAUUUUUCAUGGGUAAAGACAUACCCCACUGAUUUUCAUUUUGAAAUAAUAAUAAAUUUUAGUGAUAUGAAUAUUUGAUUUUUUUGCAGUUAUCAUGCAAAAGGGAAUUGUUUCUAAGAAAACAAAAUAUGUGAUACUUUUCACUGUUAAUAGCAAAAUGUCUUUACGGUAAUGUGUUCCAAUUUAAAUUUCAGGAUGUGCAGCUCGUUUUCUAAAUAUACUAAUUCAAUCUUUGGAUUUAUAGGCUCUUUCUCCUGUUGAUUAAUAUGUAUUUUACAUGAAAACUAACACAGAUGCCUCUACAAACGGUUCUCCUCUGUCACUUAAGCUGUCUUUAUUGUUAAUGCCACUGCUGUUGCAAUAAACCAGAGGGAUCUGUGAUAUGAAGUGCCAGGAUACAGCAGCCAUUUUGCAUUCAAACAAUAACAGUCAGCAAAAUAGAUGGUGUUAUUUCUAACAAAUGUAUGCAUUGGUGAAAGAGUCAAAUGGGUUUAAUUAGUAGUUAGGAUCAUUCAUGCACUUGAAUCUGCACAGUUUGAAGGGCAACACAUGGAAAUUGUGCAACUCACAUGGAUGCUAUGAAGCCGUUUGUUUUCAAGAGUCUUUUAUGUAUAUAUAUACAGUGGGUAUGGAAAGUAUUCAGACCACUUAAAUGUUUCACUCUUUGUUAUAUUGCAGCCAUUUGCUAAAAUCAUUCGUUCAUUUUUUUCUCCUCUCAUUAAUAUACACACAGCACCCCAUAUUGACAGAAAAACAGAGUUCUGAAUUCUUUGCAGAUUUUAUUAAAAAAGAAAAACUGAAAUAUCACACAGCUAUAAGCAUUCAGACCUUUUGCUGUGACACUCAUAUUUAACUCUGAUGCUGUCCAUUUCUUCUGAUCAUCCUUGAGAUGGUUCUACACCUUCAUUGGACUCCAGCGGUGUUUGAUUAUACUGAUUGGACUUGAUUAGGAAAGCCACGCACCUGUCUACAUAAGACCUUACAGCUCACAGUGCAUGUCAGAGCAAAUGAGAAUCAUGAGGUCAAAGGAACUGCCUGAAGAGCUCAGAGACAGAGUUGUGCCAGGCACAGAUCUGGCCAAGGUUAACAAAAAUAACAUUCUGCUGCACUUAUGGUUCCUAAGAGCACAGUGCCCUCCAUAAUUCUUAAAUGGAAGACGUUUGGGUCGACCAGAACCCUUCCUAGAGCUGGCAGUCCGGGUAAACUGAGCAAUCGGGGGAGAAGAGCCUUGGUGAGAGAAGUAAAGAAAAAUCCAAAGAUCACUGUGGCUGAGGUCCAGGGAUGCAGUCAGGAGAUGGGAGAAAGUUCUAGAACGUCAACCAUCAGUGCAGCCCUCCACCAGUCAAGGCUUUAUGGCACAGUGGCCCGACGUAAGCCUCUCCUCAGUGGAAGACACAUGAAAGCCUGCAUGGAGUUUGCUAUAAAAAACACCUGAAGGACUCCAAGAUGAUGAGAAAUAAGAUUCUCUGGUCUGAUGAGACCAAGAUAGAACUUGUUGGCCUAAUCCUAAGAGGGAUGUGUGGAGAAAUCCAGGCACUGCUCAUCACCUGUCCAACAUAGUCCCAACAGUGAAGCAUGGUGGUGACGGCAUCAUGCUGUGGGGUUUUUUCAGCUGCAGGGACAGGACGACUGGUUGCAAUCGAAGGAAAGAUGAAUGCGGCCAAGUACAGGGAUAUCCUGGACAAAGCCUUCUCCAGAGUGCUUAGGACCUCAGACUGGACCGAAGGUUCACCUUCCAACAAGACAAUGGCCCUAAGCACACAGCUAAAAUAACGGAGUGCCUUCAGAACAAUUCCGUGACUGUUCUUGAAUGGCUCAGAAAGAACCCUGACCUAAACCCAAUUGAGCAUCUCUGGAGAGACCUGAAAAUGGCUGUCCACCAACGUUCACCAUCCAACCUGACAGAACUGGAUCUGCAAGGAGGAAUGGCAGAUGAUCCACAAAUCCAGGUGUGAAAAACUUGCAUCAUUCCCAAAAAGACUCAUGACUGUAUUAGCUCAAAAGAGUGCUUCGACUAAAUACUGAGCAAAGGGUCUGAAUACUUAUGGCUGUGAGAUAAUUUCAUUUUUUCUUUUUUAAUAAAGCUGCAAAAACUUAUGGUUUUUUCUGUCAGUAUGGGGUGCUGUGUGUAGAUUAAUGAGGGGAAAAAAAUAAACUUAAGUGAUUUUAGCAAAGGCGGCACGUUUGAUGACUGGUUAUCACAUCUGCCUCACAGUUCUGAUGACCAGGGUUCAAAUCCCAGCCGUGCCUCUGUGGAGUUUGAAUGUUCUCCCCGUGCCUGCAUGGGUUUUCUCCGGGUAAUCCGAUUUCCUCCCAUAUCCCAAAAACAUGCGUGGUAGGUUGAUUGAAGACUCUCAAAUGCCCGUAGGUGUGGAUGUGAGAGCGAAUGGUUGUUUGUUUCUAUGUGCCCUGUGAUUGGCUGGCGACCGGUUCAGGGUGUACCCAGCCUCUUGCUCGAAAAUAGGUAGGAUAGGCUCCAGCAUGCCCAUGACCUUAGUGAGGAUAAGCGGUCCAGACAAUGGAUGGAUGCAAAUGGAUUUUAGCCAAUAGCUGCGCUAUAAUAGUGAAAAAUUUAAGGGGGUCUGAAUACUUUCCGCACCCACUGUAUGCGCGCGUGCGCACACACGCACAGAGACAAAAAUAGGUCUCGAUCUAUCUAGAUAUCUACUGUAUAUCUAUCUAUAUAUCUAUCUAUAAGAUACUUCAGCCGCUGUAUCUUAUCUAUUUAACACGUCAUAAUUUUUCUCACUAAAUAUAUUUCAAAAGGUGGUAUUGACAUGAAAUUUUCACCAGAUGUUGGGAAUAACUCAAGUAAUCCAUAUAUAUGAAGAAAGUAGAACAAAUAAGCUCAGAAAUUUUGUUGUGUGUAAUGUGAAAUGACACAGGGGAAAAAGUAUUGAACACCUAAAAUCUAUCACUAAUCAAACAGCAAUCCAGCCCCUUGUCAGUGCAAAUGAAUAUCAGCUGGUUCAGUCCUAAUUGAUGGCCUACAAAAAGGUCUCAUUGCCAAUGUGAGAGUCAAGACACAUCUCAUGAUGGGUAAGAGCAAAGAGCUGUCUCAAGCCAUCGCAAAGUAAAGGCUUCUUUAUACUCGCGCGGACUGUGACCGCGCUGACGUCUCUGUGGCUGUCCCACGCGUACUUUGCUUUAUACUCGAGCGCAACCCACGCGCGCUGUUUUGAAAAUGUACUGCAGUUCACCUCCAAGUAAGGGUGUCGCUACGGGUGGUAUUGGCUAAGACGCCACUGGGUGGAGUUUCCUCUGCAUUAUUUGGCCGUUUCCAGUAGCCGUUUUUCCUUUCCUUUCAGUAACAAGGAACAAAGCAACAACAAUGGCGACUGUGGAACAGUGCUAGAACAAAUGGACCAUAAAUGACCAGACGAUACGUUUAAUUAUGCUGCAAAAUCGAUCGAGAAGGCGGCGGCGUAGAUGGUAUGUAGAACCAAGGGGCACGGUGAAUACGUCAUCACAGCAUAUGACUAAAACGGACCAAUCAAGAGAGAUGAUCUCCGCGGCGUUCGACAUGGAGCAACCAUUUUUGCCGUGUGCAUGUCAAGCUACGCAGAGGGGCAGCGCAGGCCAAUUCGUCGGUCACGUGAUGCAAUGCGGGCGUUGUCGGCCGCGCGACUGCAGGAGUAUAGAGGUCUUAAUUGUUUCAAAACAUAACGAUGGCAUGGGUUACAGGAGCAUAUUAAAGCUUCUGAAUGUUUCAGUGAGCACGGUUGGUGCUAUACUACAUAAGUGGAAAGCCAGUCAUACCACCAUAAAUUUGCCUUGAUCAGGUGCUCCUCGACAGAGUAAUCAGGAGAUAUCCAAGAGCCAAAGAGCACCUGUGGAGCGCUUCAAAAAGACCUGGAAUUAGCAGGUACUGUUGUGACAGGGAAAACAGUGAGUCAUGCACUCACCGCCAUGGCCUGUAUGCACGCUCGUCACACAAGACCCCAUUGCUUAAAAAAAAAAAAAGCAUGUCAAAGCUCGUUUAAAGUUUGCUCAACAACAUUUGGACAAGCCAGUUAAAUACUGGGAGAAUAUAGUCUGUUUUGAUGGCAAAAUGCACACCACAUUUGGAGGAGAAAUGGCACUGCACAUCACCCUAAAAACCCCAUACCAACAGCGAAGUUCAUUCGGAGGUGGGAACAUGAUGGUGUGGGGCUGCCCUGUAGCAAAUGGUACUAGUAAACUUCACAUUAUUGAAGGAAGGAUGAAUCGGCAAAUGUAAAGAGACAUUCUUGCCAAAAAUCUGCUGCCAUCUACAAGGAUGAUUAAAAUGAAACGAGGGUGGACAUUUCAACAGGAUAAUGAUCCAAAACAUACUGCCAAGGAAACUCUCAAUAGGUUUAAAAAUAAUAAUAAUAAAGUUGCUUAGAAUGGCCCAGCCAAUCACCUAACUUGAAUCCAAUCGAAAAUCUAUGGGAAGAACUGAAACUCAUGGUCCAUAAAAGAAGCCCACGGAACCUUCAAUAUUUGAAGACUGCUUGUGUGACGGAAUGGUGCAAAAUCACACCACAGCAAUGCAUGGCGACUAGUUUCUCCAUACAGGAGGCGUCUUUAACCUGUCAUUGCACACAAAGGCUUUUGUGCAAAGUAUUAAAUACCAGCGGGCGUGUUCAGUACGUUCCCCCUGUCAUUUCACAUUAUUACACAUAACCUAAUUUCUGAGCUUAUUUUUCCACUUUCUUUGUAUGUAUGGAUUACUUGUUGUUCCCAACAUCUGGUGAAAUUUUCAUGUCCAUAGGAUCUUUGGAAAUAUAUUUUGUGAGAAAUAUGGUGACAUGUUAAAUACUUAUUUCAGCCGCUGUAGAUAGAUAGAUAGGUUGGUUUCCCUUCUUCUCUCAGGUUCAAAAUGGUUUACUUUUCCUCCAUAGACAGCUCUCUGGUUGUCAUGUUUGCUUUACAGCAAAUGCAGUUUUCACAGGUGAAACCCAAAGCUAAAAACAAGCACAAUCUAGUGUCUAAGCAAUCAAUCUAAAAGGCAACACCUGAGCAACUAGAAACACCCAUCAGUCACAUGUUCCAAUACAUUUGCUCAUUUCAAAAGUGUGUGGGUUCAAACAAAAGGUGCUCUUUCCGUAGUUGUUUAACACAUCUCUAUGUAAAUACCAUGAAAUAAAAGCUGUAAUUCUGAA